GGGCGAUAACUUCAGUGAUGUACGGAAAAGUGUUGUCUGCUCCAUUUGUUUAGUGCAGUGUAACCGAAAAUAUGGAAGACACACCGCAUGCCCAAGUGAAAUUUUUCACCAAACAAUCAAAAUACUCAGUGCCAGACACACCGUUUUCUGUUCCUGUGACAGUUAAUACUGGUGAUCUGAGCUCCCUUAUCAAUGGACUUAUCAAGGAAAACGUAGACAAAGAUGUAGACAUAGACUUUGACUUCUUGAUUGACGGCGAGUUCCUGAGAGUGAGCCUUGAGAAACACUUAGAGCAGAAAGAAGUUUCCACGGAAACAGUUGCUGAGUUAGAAUAUGUUGAGAGGCACCCAGCCCCUCGUCCUGAAGAUUCACUUGACCAUGAUGACUGGGUCAGCUGUGUACAUGCUGCAAACAACUGCAUUUUAAGUGGAAGCUAUGACAACACCCUGCACCUGUGGUCAGCCAAGGGUGACGCCUUACUUACCAUUCCUGGUCAUACACAACCUGUCAAGUGUGUUAAAUGGAUACAACAUGAUCCAGGAAAGUCGAGCAGUUUUCUGUCGGGAUCACAUGACCAGACUGUGUUGCUAUGGCAAUGGGAUGAGGGGAAGCGAGAGGUAGACUGUGUCCACUGUUGUCGAGGUCAUGCUGCCAGUGUUGACUGUAUUGCUGUAAACCAGUCAGGGGACAAGUUUUGCUCUGGUUCUUGGGACAAAAUGUUGAAGAUGUGGUCCGCAGUGAUAGACAGAACCGAGGAAUCUCCUAGUGACGAUGAAGACAAACCAGCUAAGAAAAAGAAGACGAGUGGCCCCAAAGUUCAGACCCGGGUGCCUAUUCUAACCCUGUCAGGGCACACAGAGGCGGUAUCAGGAGUCACCUGGCUCGGGGACCAGGAAGUGUGCACAGCCUCAUGGGACCACACACUGCGACUAUGGGACCUGGAGAAGGCAGAACAGAAAUCUACAAUGCAAGGGAACAAGGUAUUCCUGUCUGUUUCCUACUCUCCUGCCAAUGGGCUUCUGGUCACAGGUUCGGCAGACAGACAUGUGCGCUUAUGGGACCCAAGAUGUUCAGAUGGGUCGAUAGUGAAGAGCACCUACACGUCCCACCAGGGCUGGGUGUCCAGUGUGGCUUGGUCGCCCACCAACCGACACCAGUUCAUCUCUGGCUCAUACGACAACCUCAUGAAACUCUGGGACCAAAGAAGCCCUAAGGCCCCCCUCUAUAAUCUGGUUGGCCACACUGACAAGAUCUUGGCUGUUGAUUGGUCGAUACCAAGCAUGUUGCUGUCAGGAGGGGCUGACAAUCAGCUGAAGAUAUUCCAGUAUGAGGAUGUGGCUGGCAAGAAAUCUUGAGGAAUGACUUGUGUUAUAAUAAAUUUUCAACUUGAUCUUGUUAAGUUCUAUUCACAUUUUUAGAAUAACAAAUACCUGCAAUGUGUCAAACAUAUAUGUUAGUUUUGCGUUAUAUGAAAAGAGGUAUCUUAUCUUCUAUCUUCAAAUAGGAAUACUUAAGCCCUGAAUUUGAGAUGCAUUGGGCAAAUGAAUGAUGUUCCAUUCUUUCAGAAGCCUGCAAUGUUCCAGAUUUGGCUCAUGCGAUAAGUAAUCAGUAUCGCUUAGUGAUGGGCCGAUUAGGGGGUAUAAUCAAUUAACGGCUAGAAAAGCCCAACCGAUUCCGAUAAUCGAUUGUGUUUUCUCCGAGUCGAUAGCGGGUACGAAUACUCGCGGGUACGAACGAAGAUUUCCGAAUGGGAAAUAACUCUGAAAGCGUGCAAAAUGGCCGCUCUAGCAGACGGCAAUAGAGAGUCGGAGAUAUUUAAUCACCCAGGAUCCAAAACUAAGUCUUAUGUAUGGAAGGUCUUUGGAUUUCAAAAGAUCGCCCUGAAUUUGCCACCGACGAAGGACAAUUUGAAUAUGAACAUCGCCAUUUGUCGUCUUUGUAAAAAGACUUACAAAAACACCGGUUAGUUGAAUCUUUUGAAAUUUCCCGUCCAGUAUUUUAAUGUCAGGCUUCAGCAUUAUAUUUUGGAACUCAAGAGCUGUGUUUGUGUAAUCAUCAUUAAUGUUUUGCUAAUAUAUUGUCCCCACUUUAAUAGAAAGAACUCAUGCCUGUCCGAAAGUUUAAAGUAUCCGAAAUAUCAGACAUGAUUAAUGCUUAACGGUUAAAACCGAACUAUGCCGGCAAAUGGUCAGCCAAUGAAGCGUUAGUAUUUUGUUGCAGUUAUCCAAUGAAAAUUGAUUUAACAUCGUACAGUUAGGCACAACUGUCAAUAUGGCGGCGCCCAUAGCGUCAAAAAAUAAGUUCGAAAGAAUUAGCAAAACUUUGAUAGAUUUUCGUAUUUUAUAACGGUAUGUCCGACUGAAUCUAUCUGUUGACAAGAGACAAAAAUGCUGUGACAUUUCUAUAUCCAUUAUUAUGUAAUAUCGGUGGAAAGAACUUAGUUUUUUAUGCAACUUGAUUUUUUCAGUGACAUUCAAUGUACAUGUUAAAGUGUAAAACAGUUUUUUAUGUGAAUAAUGCUGUUGUUUGUACUAAAUAUCUAGAAAAAUUUUAUUAUAAAUAAGUUGUAAACUGU
Molecule: messenger RNA, 2575 nt
Organism: Mya arenaria
Lineage: Eukaryota; Metazoa; Mollusca; Bivalvia; Myida; Myidae
Product: ribosome biogenesis protein WDR12 homolog
Exons: 10
Coding region: 72-1355 (427 amino acids)
Biological process (GO): ribosome biogenesis
Cellular component (GO): preribosome, large subunit precursor
Molecular function (GO): protein binding
Source: RefSeq, a predicted model, not a curated record